This is a messenger RNA of Podarcis lilfordi (Lilford's wall lizard), 468 nucleotides long. NCBI's taxonomy places the organism in Eukaryota, Metazoa, Chordata, Lepidosauria, Squamata, Lacertidae. The record is from the annotation of a GenBank genome assembly.
AUGCAAAGUGAGUAAGAGCUCUCAAUACAUCAAGUAAAAACCAGCAGUGUAUUAUUGAGAGAAACAUGCAUUUUGAUUGCGCGGCUUUAGGUAACCUGCUGUUUUUGGUCUUCUGUUUCUGUAGGAGAGAGAAAAGGUGCUGAAGACCCCAGUCUCUUCCAGGUGCGUCUCAUCGACACCCUCUCUUUACAGUUGUGUCUGAAGAGCCCACAACACUCAGCUGAAGCCACCUCUUCCUGCAGAGUCACAGAAGUCAUGGUGGACGUAUUUUACAAACAAACAAACAAGCAAAAAACUCUUUCCAUGGAAUUGGUGGGAUGGGGCUGGGGAGAAACUAGUAAAUGUGGAUUGCUUUUCACAGACCAACAGAAGGAACUGCCAGGCACACAAAGUCAGACUUCAAAUGGACCAAAAAAACCCUCAGAAAAAUAUCAAGAUGGAGAUUUUAAAGAGAAUCAAGAAAAUUAA